Molecule: messenger RNA, 789 nt
Organism: Fusarium verticillioides 7600
Lineage: Eukaryota; Fungi; Ascomycota; Sordariomycetes; Hypocreales; Nectriaceae
Exons: 1
Coding region: 97-648 (183 amino acids)
Molecular function (GO): acyltransferase activity, transferring groups other than amino-acyl groups
Source: RefSeq, a predicted model, not a curated record
GUGAGAUUAUAGUUCUCACCACAACUACUGAAGCCUUAUAAACUCUGGGAUCCUCCUUUUACCGGACAGGCUUUACAUUCAGCACCGAUAUACAACAUGACCAAGCCACAAAUCAUCGUGAAGAUACCACCAUCCUCGGAUGCGGAGGACAAAACUCUCGUCUCAACCCUAACUGAUAUCGUCAACACUGCCUACAAAAAAGCCGAGUCCGAUAUCUUUGUCCCAUCAUACCAACGAACCUCCACCGCCGAAAUCACCAAAUUUCUAAGCAACGGCCAGCUUGCUGUCGCUUACCUGCAACCCAACGACGAGCCCAUUGGCUGCGUUUUCAUCAAACUCAUAACACCCGCCCUCGGAGAUUUCGGAAUGUUGGCACUUGACCCCCAAUAUCAAGGUACUGGUACAGGGCGACAAUUGGUGGUUUUUGCGGAAGAUGAAUGUAGACGAAAAGGGUGUACGACGAUGCAGCUGGAGAUUCUUGUGCCGAUGACGUUUCAUCAUGAGGGUAAGGCGAGGUUGUUGAAGUGGUACAUGAGGAUGGGGUAUGAGCUUGUUAAGUUGGGUGAUUUUGCGGAUGAUUAUCCUGACUUGGUGAACUUGCUUGCUGGGCCGACGGAGUAUCGGGUUUUUGAGAAGAGUCUUGUGUAAAGAUGAAACUGAGGUUGGAGUGAAUACAAAAAAGCUAAUGAACUCAUGAUUGCAGUUUAACUCCUUGAAGGUCUUUCUCGUAUUCGAAGGUCUAUCCAGACAUAUCGAUAUCAGAGGCUAGGUCUUGGCAUGAAUAUCAAC